AUGGCAACUCCUGCCGACCCUUCACUAAACACCACAUCCUCUCCCCCCGCCGCCCCUACCCCAGCGCCCGCGUCAGAACCCCCAGCCGCGAUGGAAGCACCAUCCCAAGCACAGGCCCCGAAGGCACCCAAGGCCCCGAAACCCGCAAAGCCCGCCAAGCAAGCCCCCAAAGACAAACCCGCCGCGUCUGCCCCCGCCGACGCCCAAGGCGACGAGAAGCUCUCCCCCGCCGAGCUGAAGAAAAAGGCCAAGGCCGAGAAGGCCGCCCGUCGCGCCCGCGAAAAGGCUGAGCGCGAGCAAGGGGCACCGGGUGGAGGACAGGGCCCGAAUACGCCGGCCGGCAAGAAGGGUGGUAGUGGUGAUGCUGGCGCCCCGGCCGCGGGGUCAGCGGCCAAGGGGCAGAAGCAGAUUCCCCGACGCGGGUCUGCGCAGGCUGUGCCGCAGGCUGAGGAGGUGAAGAAGAAGAAGGAGAACAAGAAUGUUGCUGUGUUUGGGCAUCUUUAUGGGCAGCAGAGGCGGAAUACGGUUGCUGGGGCUGGGAAGGAGGUUCAUCCGGCUGUUUUGGCGCUCGGGUUGCAGAUGAGGGAUUAUGUGGUUUGUGGGAGUAGUGCUCGGUGCGUUGCGACGCUGUUGGCUUUUAAGAGGGUCAUUGAAGCGUACACGACGCCAAAGGGCACGUCCCUUGCUCGCCACUUGACUACGCAUCUUUCUCACCAGAUCACCUACCUCUCCACAUGUCGUCCUCUCUCCAUCAGCCAGGGAAAUGCCAUCCGCGCCCUCAAACUCGCCAUCUCCUCCAUCGACCCUUCCGUCCCCGAAGCGCAGGCCAAGACAACAUUAUGCGAGUUCAUCGACAGCUUCAUCCGCGAGAAGAUCACCGUGGCGGACCAGGUCAUCGCCGGCAGCGCAGCGCAAAAGAUCAAAGACGGCGACGUGGUUGUGACAUUCGCAGGCAGCUCGAUCGUGAAGCAGACGCUCCUCACGGCAUUCAAGCAGGGCAAGAAAUUCCGCGUCUCGAUCAUUGACUCGCGCCCGCUCUUCGAAGGCAAGAACCUCGCUCGAACACUCGCCAACGCCGGGCUGGAAGUGCAGUACUCGCUCAUCAGCGGCCUCAGCCACGCCGUCAAGGACGCAACAAAGGUCUUCCUCGGCGCCCACGCCAUGACCAGUAACGGGCGGCUGUACUCGCGCGUCGGCACGGCGCUGGUCGCCAUGUCGGCCAAGGAGCGCGCCGGCGGCGUCGAGAUCCCCGUCAUCGUAUGCUGCGAGACCGUCAAGUUCACAGACCGCGUCGCGCUCGACAGUAUCGUCGUUAAUGAAAUCGCUGAUGCCGACGAGCUUGUCCUCACGCAGCCGCCUCACCAGUUGACCGACCUGCCGGACCCUGCUGCCGCUGCGCAGCCCGAGCCCAAGAAGGGCGGCAAGUCUGCACCCUCGAACCCCACACCUGAAUCGGCGCCGAAAUCAAGUGACUCCCCGCUUGCGGACUGGCGGGACACGCCGAACCUCCAGCUGCUGAAUCUGCUUUAUGAUGCGACGCCUGCGGAGUAUGUUGAUAUGGUUGUUACCGAGAUGGGUAGUUUACCGCCUAGCGCGGUGCCGAUUGUGCAUCGGAUGAGUACGAACUUGUAG
This is a messenger RNA of Aspergillus mulundensis, 1632 nucleotides long. Its product is annotated as translation initiation factor eIF2B subunit delta. Bases 1 to 1632 code for a protein of 543 amino acids. Lineage: Eukaryota; Fungi; Ascomycota; Eurotiomycetes; Eurotiales; Aspergillaceae. The record is from RefSeq and is a predicted model, not a curated record. The transcript has 2 exons.